AUAUGUGAGAGCCUGGCACGGUGGGUUUUUUAAAAAGAAAUUCUAGCUUGUGAGAUUAGCUUCAGUUUACACACAGAAGAGUAAAGUUCCAGGUAGACUUAUUCAUCCUCUCUCACCUUUUUCAAGGAACAGUCUGCUUUCUUUGACUACCUAUCAAUGUCUGAAGAAAUUGUUUAUGCAAAUCUCAAAUUCCGGGACUCUGAUACGAAAGAAAAUACCCAGAAGUCUGAAAAAUGUGGGGGGAAAGUACCUUCCGCCCCUUCCCAUUCACAGCAUAAGACAGCGUUGAGUCUGACUGUUCUGUGCCUUCUCCUGCUGGCUGGACUGGGAGUCCUAGGAGGAUUGUUCUAUACAACUUUGGAGACAGAAACCAUAAAAUCAAAUGAACUACAAAGCAUCAAGGAAGAACUUAAGAGAAAUAUUUCCCUUCAGCUGAUACACAGUCUCAACAGCUCCAAGGAAAUCAAGAACCUCUCUGCUGUGCUGCAAAGGAUGGCCACCCAGCUGUGUCGUGAGCUGUAUAAAAAAGAACCAGAGCACAAAUGCAAACCUUGUCCAAAGGGUUCGAAAUGGUACAAGGACAGCUGUUAUCUCAGACUUGGUGAAUCAGGAACAUGGCAAAACAGUGAAAUGCUGUGCUCUGCUCGGAAUGCUAGCCUGCUGAAGAUUAAGGACAAGAGUGUGCUGGAAUUUGUAAAGUCGGAAAGCUUAAGUAAUUAUUGGCUGGGAUUGUCACCCAGAAGAGAUCAAGCAAAAUCUGAGACACUAACUGAGAAAAUGUUUCUCUCUAUAGGGUUUGAAAGAAGCACAUAUGACUUAAGUAAGAUGUACUGCGGAUACAUAGAAAGGACAUAUGUCUACUAUUCACGUUGCACUCUGAAGAAAAAUGUCCUAUGUGAGGAGACAGCCAGUGAUGUACAGAUGGAGAGUGUGCUGAAUGACAUUCCGGAGGAAAGCUUGUAGCUACCAAUGAGAGUAGCCUCCAUAGGCUCACAUGUUUGAAUACUUGAUCCCCAGUUGGUGGAACUGUCGGGGAAGGAUGAGAAGGUGUGGCUUUUUCACAGGUGCUACUCCACUGAUGACAGGCUUUGGUUUUCAGAAGGCCACACCAUUUCCAGUUAACUCAUUCUCUGUCUUAUUCUUGUGGGUUGAGAUGUGAGCUCUCAGCUACUGCUCAAAGCAGGUCUGCCUGUCUGCUGACUUGCUCCCCUCUACAAUAGCCAAGAACUCUAACCCUUCAGAACCAUGAGCUCCAAAUUCAACACUUCCUUUUAUACGUUGCUUUAGUCAUGGUGUUUUGUCACAGCAGUUGAAAAGUAGCUAAGACACCUGUCAGGAAGAGGAACUUUAGGUAGUAUACAUCUCCUGUCUCAAAUAAACAUAGUAUCGACAAUUUGACUACAGCUUCUGCUGCUCCUCAUGUUUAGUCUAGAUAUCUUUUCCUCCUUUGCUGACUGUCCCUACACUAAUUCAUAGCUUAUCACCAUGUAUGUUUUUAAAGCACACAAUACACUGAGGUAUAUAAUCUGCACAGGAAAAAAAAAUAAAGUGAGCUAGAAGGAAAACAUCAAGAAUGAGAGAAUGAAAGAUAUAGAGGAAAAAUAAGCAAAAGGGUAAAGAAAAAGUCAGAAGGAAACAAUUAAGAAAGCGUGUGUCUUUUCCCAUAUUCCCUCAGAUUAGAAAAUACCCCUAUUCCUUGGAUCUUCCUUGAGCCCUGCAGUUCUCACGGCUGGUCCCCACAGCAGCUGUAGUGCAUGUUCUGGGAUCUAAAGACCUCAGGUAGCCACACUACUUUAGCUCUGUUGCCUGAUGUAUAACAUAGUCUCUCUAUUGGGGUGGCUCUACUCUGUGCCUAUAGCUUCCCUCAAUAGUAUCUCUGCCAUCCUUGGGUUUCCAGUGAAACUGUACACAUCUUCAAAGAUGGAUGCAAUGACUUCCCAGAGUCUCCUUACAGGGACUUUCCCCUGCUUCACAUUGCCUGGCCUCUCACACUCAGAAGAGUGAAGAAGAAUUCAUGAACACCCUCAGUUUUGGAACUUUCAUACCUGAAAAACCAGUAUUACUUGAUGGACAAUGCUGCCAAAUUCCCCUGAUACCUUGAGAAGCAUCCCAACCCCCUUGGCCCACAAUUUGUGUUGGCCUGUAUGUACCUCCACCCUGGGGAAAUACCUCUCUACAAGGCUGUUUUCAAGUGGGAAGCACGUCUAGUCACUUUCUUACUCAAGCCCUCUCUUUGAAAAUAAACUUUCA
Molecule: messenger RNA, 2250 nt
Organism: Phodopus roborovskii (desert hamster)
Lineage: Eukaryota; Metazoa; Chordata; Mammalia; Rodentia; Cricetidae
Gene: Clec12a
Product: C-type lectin domain family 12 member A
Exons: 6
Coding region: 157-963 (268 amino acids)
Molecular function (GO): signaling receptor regulator activity
Source: RefSeq, a predicted model, not a curated record